GUCCAAGAGCAGAGAAAUUCGGUAGCCAUGUUGGGCAGUUCUUCUUCUUCUCCUCCUCCUGCAAUGAAGCAUGAUGUGUUUAUCAGCUUCAGAGGGAAGGAUACUCGUGACGGCUUCACCAGCCAUCUCUGCACAGCACUGCGCAAGAGACACAUCGAAACUUACAUGGAUGACAGGCUUGUGAGAGGGGAAGAGAUUUCACCCGCACUGGAGAAAGCAAUUGAAGAAUCCACCAUUUAUGUCAUUGUUUUCUCCCAAGGCGAUGCUUCUUCCCGGUGGUGUUUGGAUGAACUCACCAAAAUCAUGGAUUGCAAGCACAGAUUCGGGAGGGAAGUGAUUCCAGUGUUCUUUAUGGUGGACCCGGCACACGUUAGGCAAUCAGAUAGGAAGUAUGAACAACCAUUUGAGAAGCACCAACAGCGAUACGAAGACAAAGUGCAGGGAUGGAGAUCUGCUCUAUACCAAGCAGCUAAUCUCUCCGGAUGGGAUUCACGAGCAUUCAGACCUGAAUCCAUUCUUGUUGAAGAGAUUGUGGAAGAUAUUUGGACAAAAUUGAAUAGUCAAUCCAUUAAUGAUAAUGGAGGACUUGUUGGAAUUGACAAGCAUAUUGAACAAGUUGAGUCCAUCUUGCAUGGUGAUUCAGCAGAUUUUCGGAUCGUAGGGAUUUGGGGCAUGAGAGGAAUAGGUAAAACAACAAUUGCCCAUGCAUUAUAUCGUAAGCUGGCAACCUAA
Arachis duranensis is the source of this 732-nucleotide messenger RNA. Its product is annotated as disease resistance protein RPV1-like. The record is from RefSeq and is a predicted model, not a curated record. Gene Ontology annotation, biological process: signal transduction; defense response. NCBI's taxonomy places the organism in Eukaryota, Viridiplantae, Streptophyta, Magnoliopsida, Fabales, Fabaceae.